UCAUCGUCUUCUCUGAUCAAAAUCCCGAAAUUUCGAUCUCUCUCACUCUGACGGAGAAAGGGUGGGGGCGCCAAAAAAAAAAACCCUUUUAUCUAGUGUUGAAAAAAAAGGCUCGAAAUUUUUGUUUUCGGCGAAAUCUGAUUCUCGUUUUCGGAGUUUUCGAAUUCGAUUCGAGGAAAACCCAGAUUUCAGCUUGGCGAUUUCUUCUUCUCCGGCAGGAGAGUGUUGAGUCACCGUAAAGGUUGGCGAUGGAGCACCAGAAUGCGGUCAAAGAAGCCCUAAAUGCGUUGUAUCAUCACCCGGACGAUACAGUGCGUGUUCAAGCUGAUCGUUGGCUCCAGAACUUCCAGGGAACUCUCGAUGCCUGGCAGGUUGCGGAUAAUUUACUUCAUGAUUCUUCCAGCAAUUUGGAGACUCUGAUAUUUUGUUCUCAGACGCUUAGAAGCAAGGUUCAAAGAGAUUUUGAAGAACUGCCACCAGGGGCUUUUCAAAAGCUGCGGGAUUCCUUAACUACAUUGUUGAAAAGGUUUCACAAAGGCCCUCCAAAAGUUCGGACCCAGAUUAGUAUUGCAGUUGCAGCCUUGGCCGUGCACGUUCCUGCUGGAGAUUGGGGAGAUGGUGGUAUAGUUAGCUGGCUAAGGGAGGAGAUGAAUAUGCAUCCCGAAUAUGUACCUGGUUUCUUGGAACUAUUGACUGUUUUACCUGAGGAGGCGUUUAACUACAAAAUAGCAGCUCGUCCUGAUCGGCGUCGUCAAUUUGAGAAAGAGCUCACUUCUCAAAUGGAGGUCGCACUAAGUAUAUUGGCAGCAUGCUUAAAUAUAACCGAACUUAAGGAACAGGUUCUUGAAGCGUUUGCUUCUUGGCUUCGACUUAGUCAUGGGAUUCCUGGAGCCAUGCUUGCCUGUCAUCCAUUGGUGCAUGCAGCUCUCUCAAGUUUGAACUGUGAUCCACUUUCAGAGGCAUCUGUGAAUGUCAUCUCUGAAUUGAUACAUCACACGGCAUCACCGAACUCUGGUGGCAUUUCUGCACAAACACCCUUGAUCCAAGUGAUUGUGCCUCAUGUUUUGAGUCUAAAGGCACAUCUGUUAGAUUCUUCAAAGGAUGAAGAGGAUGUCAAAGCCAUUGCUCGAUUGUUUGCUGACAUAGGUGAUUCCUAUGUUGAACUGAUUGCUACUGGUUCAGAUGAAUCAAUGGUUAUUAUCCAAGCCCUACUGGAGGUCACUGCACACCCAGAAUAUGAUAUAGCUUCAAUGACCUUCAACUUUUGGCACAGCCUUCAGCUUACUUUGACAAAGAGGGACUCUUAUAUUUCUUUGGGGAGUGAGGCAUCCAUUGAAGCUGAGAGAAACCGUAGGCUGCAUAUCUUCAGGCCAGCCUAUGAGUCACUUGUAUCCUUGGUUAGCUUCAGGGUUCAAUAUCCUCAAGAUUAUCAAGGUCUUUCAUACGAGGACCUUAAAGAAUUCAAGCAGACUAGAUAUGCUGUUGCAGAUGUCUUAAUAGAUGCAGCAUCGAUAUUAGGAGGUGAUACAACCCUUAAGAUUUUAUUUAUGAAGCUUCUUGAGGCCAAUGCUCAGUCAGGAAAUGAGUUUAGAGAAUGGCGUCCAGCAGAAGCUAUUUUGUUCUGUAUAUGGGCAAUAUCAAAUUAUGUAUCAGUUGUUGAAGCUGAAGUGAUGCCCCAGGUGAUGUCCUUGCUUCAAAAUCUUCCUCAGCAGGCUCAGUUGCUUCAGUCAGCAUGCUUGCUUGUCGGGGCAUAUUCAAAAUGGCUUAACGCAGCACCAGCUAGUCAGUCUAUAUUGCCAUCAGUUAUAAGAAUUCUUUUGAGUGGGCUGGGCACCUCCGAAGACUGUGCAGCAGCUGCAGCUCUGGCUUUUAGGCAUAUAUGUGAUGAUUGCCGAAGAAAUCUCUGUGGAUAUUUUGAUGGUUUAUUCGAUAUCUACUGUAUGGCGAUAAAUGGGGGAGGUGGUUAUAAGGUUUCUGCUGAAGAUUCAUUACAUCUUGUUGAAGCCCUUAGUAUGGUUGUUACCGAACUUCCUUCAGAUCAGGCCAAGAAUGCUCUGGAGAAACUAUGCUUUUUGGUUGCAUCUCCUCUAAAGGAAGUGGCUGAAGAAGGUUUGGACAAGAAACAUGCUCGUGAAUUAACUGUUCAUAUUGAUCGGUUUGCCUACCUCUUCAGGUACGUAAAUCACUCAGAAGCCGUGGCUGCUGAGAUCAAUAAGCAUUGGCCUAUCUUCAGAGUUAUAUUUGACGUUCGUCCUUGGGACGUGAGAACAAUGGAAUCUCUAUGCAGGGCAUGCAAAUAUGCUGUACGUACUUCUGGAAGAUACAUAAUUAAUACGAUUGGGGAAAUGCUUGCAAAAGUUCAGUUCCUGUAUCAACAGCAUCAUCAACCAUGCUUCCUUUACCUAUCUAGUGAAGUUAUAAAGAUUUUUGGUUCAGACCCAUCUUGUGCGGACUACCUAAAGAGCUUGAUCGAAACCCUUUUUGCACAUACGACAUGUCUUCUGACGAGUAUCAAGGAUUUCACUGCUAGACCAGAUAUAGCCGAUGACUGCUUUUUGUUGGCGUCAAGGUGUAUUCGUUACUGCCCACAUUUGUUUAUUCCUUCAGCUAUAUUUCCAUCACUUGUGGAUUGCUCUAUGGUUGGCAUCACAGUGCAGCACAGAGAAGCAUGCCACUCCAUAUUGACCUUUUUAUCGGAUAUAUUUGAUCUGGGGAAAUCUGUCAAGGAAGAACAGUUCAUCCGAAUAAGGGACGGUGUCAUUAUUCCCCGAGGCGCUACAAUCUCCCGAAUCUUGAUUGCAUCACUAACAGGAGCACUCCCCAGUUCUCGGCUAGAAACAGUAACGUACACGCUGCUAGCUCUGACACGAACAUACGGGCAGCAGGCGGUGGGAUGGGCAAAGGAAAGCAUAUGCCUGAUCCCUGAGACAGCAGUGACAGAGGCGGAGAGGACGAAGUUCUUGAAGGCAUUGUCGGAUGUAGCUUAUGGGGCGGAGGUGAAUACACUGAUGGGACACGUAGAAGAGAUCUCUGACGUGUGCCGGCGGAACAGGACCGUACAGGAGAUUGUUCAGGCGGCUUUGAAGCCACUCCAGCUCAAUGUGAUGGUUCCUGUUUCAUAGCGCUCAUACAUCAAAACACGUGUUUGGGGAUGCGGGGGAGGGAGGGGGGCCAAUUUUUUAAGUGGCCCUUUUGAUAUGACAAUAAACAUGUAGCAGUUUGUGUGUAAUGCUCAUUUCAUUUGUUGGCGUUUUUAAAGUGGGUGAGAGAACCAGAGGGUUUUGGAUGGAGAGCCAUUUUGAGUUUGGCAGUUUUUUUUUUCUUUUUUAUUUUUGUGAUUUUCGUUUGUAUCUUUCUUUAUAAAACGAGGUGGGCAUUUUUAUGAACUCUAAUGGGCCUGGGUAAUACUAUAAUGGGCUUCAAAAGCUAGCCCUUUUCCCCA
Molecule: messenger RNA, 3442 nt
Organism: Tarenaya hassleriana
Lineage: Eukaryota; Viridiplantae; Streptophyta; Magnoliopsida; Brassicales; Cleomaceae
Product: transportin MOS14
Exons: 27
Coding region: 249-3122 (957 amino acids)
Biological process (GO): protein import into nucleus
Cellular component (GO): nuclear membrane; cytoplasm
Molecular function (GO): small GTPase binding
Source: RefSeq, a predicted model, not a curated record